Molecule: messenger RNA, 1176 nt
Organism: Ramularia collo-cygni
Lineage: Eukaryota; Fungi; Ascomycota; Dothideomycetes; Mycosphaerellales; Mycosphaerellaceae
Exons: 6
Coding region: 1-1176 (391 amino acids)
Source: RefSeq, a predicted model, not a curated record
AUGAGUGCAGGCUUCGACACACCAAGCCACCUCGAUCAUCGGGGCUGGGUAUGGGUCGCUGGGAUUCUUGCGCUAGUUUACUCGCUGCUGUGUCUGGCCGCCAGGGCAGUCGGGAAAUGGGGUCUGCUGUGGUACGAUGAUAUUGUCCUGGGGAUAUCUUAUCUCGCCGCGGUAGUCAGCUGGGGAUUGAUAUUCGCCUCGCUUGAACAAGGCUUGGGUGUGUCGAAUCUGACAUUGUCGUCUUCGGAAGUCGAGAGCGCAGCGAAGCUAUACUUUGCAUCUCGAAUUCCAUUCUUCAUCAGUCAUUGCCUCAGUAAGGUGUCCAUUCUCAUCUUUACGCGCCGUAUAUUUGCGGGAGACAUWUACAAGGAGAACAUGAUCUUCGGAAUAUCCUACUGUGUUUGUAUCUUGUAUGGGUUCCUCGGUGUUCUCCUCAGCUCUGCAGAUUGUCGACCAGGACAAGCUCUUGUUGCCAGCGAUGAUGCUGUCUGUAACGCCAACGUGGCACGUUGGACCGCCAUCACCAUCUUGGACGGAGUGAGCGAGAUUUUCGUCCUAGCCAUGCCAAUCUGGUUCAUCAGCAAAAAUCAACUGAAAGCAUCCAAAAAGAGAAUUGUCGUCUUCGUGUACUGCUUCCGUGUUAUUGACAUUGGCUUCGGAAUUGCGACUACGGUMUCAUAUUUCAACUUCCUUCGCAAUGGCCAGGACAACAUCGAUAUCGUGCCUGUGGUGGUCUGGGAGCUUGUUAUGCUGACCUUCUCCCUCAUCUCGGCCUCUUUCCCAUGCCUGCGAACAUUUCUCYGGGCCUUCAUGUCACGAGGUGUGUUGACCAUGUAUGGCAACACUACGACCAUCUCUGGAUCAGACAUGCGCUCGGGACAGCGAGAUCAUCAUCCUAGUGUGCAGCUGAACUGUCUCCCGAACAAGUCCACGACACAAUCGGACGGUGUGGAUGAGGACGGGGUCCCUCGACAAGCGAGACUUCGACCGGAAUGGGUGGAGUACCGAGUAGACGUUCGCGGAACCGACACCCGCCCGAAGAAGAAAAGCAGCGCUACUGGCGGUCUAGAAAGGCGUAGUGCCUCACGGAGUGCUCGACACAGCACAAGGCGGUCCGACGAUUCGGAUCGCAUGAUCAUCCGCACCGAAACGACAUAUCGCGUGGAAAGCAGAUAA